Messenger RNA from Dissoconium aciculare CBS 342.82, 1521 nucleotides. RefSeq lists its product as uncharacterized. The record is from RefSeq and is a predicted model, not a curated record. Lineage: Eukaryota; Fungi; Ascomycota; Dothideomycetes; Mycosphaerellales; Dissoconiaceae. Gene Ontology annotation, cellular component: proteasome complex; proteasome regulatory particle, lid subcomplex. Gene Ontology annotation, molecular function: enzyme regulator activity. Bases 1 to 1521 code for a protein of 506 amino acids. The transcript has 3 exons. Gene Ontology annotation, biological process: ubiquitin-dependent protein catabolic process; regulation of protein catabolic process.
AUGGCCGACAAAAUGGAUAUAGACGCCGUCAACGGCGAGAAACAAACGGAGAGCGUUGGUCCAGCAUCGACGCUGCCGCCGGAGCGAAUCAUCGUGAACAACUUCUCGCUUAUCGUUCAAGCUGUCGACAAUUUCGAUUCGAGAUUCACGCUUCGCGCCCUACGAAGCAUCUUCACCCUGCGCAAAUCGGAUCGCUUCGCCGAAGCUAUCAUCCAUGGCAUCCGGACAGCAUACCCCAAAGCCUCCAACCGAGGGCGACAGAUCUUGGAGGAUCAAUUACCGGCGAAGAUUGUGAAGCAGGCAGCCGCCUCUGCGGCGAAGGAGAAGGAUGUGCUGGAAGAGCAGACAUUGCCGGAGAUCUGGUCAUAUUUGGGCGUAUUGAUUCAGGUCUACCUCUACGAUACCAAAGAGCACGUCAAGGGCGCCGAGUUUAGUGAGAACUUUGUCGAGAGGAUUCGUAGCUGGAACCGUCGUACGCUGGAUCAGAUAGGUGUCAAAGCCUACUUCUACUACUCGCUAUUCCACGAGACGCUCGAUCCACGACCACCAUCAAAGCAAUCUCCCGUCAUCGAGACGAGACCAAAAUUGCUGGCCGCUUUGAGAUCUGCAGUCCUUCGCAAAGAUAAUGACACUCAAGCCGCGGUGACCGUGCUACUAUUGCGAAACUACAUUAGCACUGCCGACAUCACUCAGGCGGAUUUGUUAGUGGCUCAAACACAAUUCCCGGCAUCAGCCUCGAACAACCAAGUCUGCCGCUAUCUCUACUACUUGGGACGCAUUCGCGCCAUUCAACUCGCAUACACCCAAGCGCACGAGCACCUGCAAUCCGCCACUCGCAAGUCUCCCACCGUCGGUCCUGCUGUUGGAUUCUAUCAACAAGCGAUGAAGCUGUUGAUUGUGGUGGAGCUUCUCAUGGGAGACAUUCCGGAGCGCUCCGUGUUCCGACAGCCUUCCCUGGAGGUCGCGCUCUACCCUUACUUCAAAUUGGUACAGGCCGUCCGCGUCGGCGACCUGCAAGCGUUCUUGAAAUGCACCUCCGCUUACGAGGCGCAAUUCCGCGCCGACGGCACCUACACCCUCAUCCUGCGCCUCCGCCAGAACGUCAUCAAGACGGGUGUGCGCAUGCUCUCUCUGUCAUACUCGCGCAUCUCACUCCGCGAUAUCUGCACACGCUUGGGGGUCGAGAGUGAGGAAAGCGCCGAAUACAUCACGGCCAAGGCGAUUCGUGACGGUGUGAUUGAAGCCUCACUUGACCACCAGAACGGCCACAUGAUCACCGCUUCGCAAAAGGACGCCUACAGCACCACCGAGCCGAGCGAGGCCUUCCAUGCUCGUAUCAGCGCCCUCCUGGGCAUGCGCGACGAGUGCGUCAUGGCGAUGCGAUACCCAAUGAACAAGCAUCGUCAGGAGAUCGCCGAGGCGGCGAAGGCGAGGGAACGCGAGCGCGAGUUGGCGAAGGAGAUCACUGAGGGUGAUAUUGACGACACAGAUGGAGAUGACGGUGGAUUCGAAGGGCUAUGA